AUGCUGGGACUGAUGGGGGGCGGACUCCUCUGCGCCGCCUCAGGGCUGGUCCUCCUCAUCGUGGCCACCGCCACCGACUUCUGGAUCCAGUACCGCUACUCGGGGAGCCUCUGCAACCAGGGCCUGUGGCGCUUCUGCGUGGGGAGCAAGUGCCACCCGCACACCAUCACCCUCGCCUUCUGGGACACGACGCGGGCCUUCAUGAUCCUCUCGGUCAUCUGCUCCUUCGCUGGGAUCAUCUUGGGCCUGACCGCUUACUCCGGCGCCGUCCGUUCAAUCCGCACCCGUUCGGCGGGCGUCGCACUCCUCUUGGCCGGUCUGUUUGCUUUGCUGGGGAUUUCGGUGUACACCGGCGUGACGGUCAACUUCUACGCCAAGCGCUACGCCCAGUGGCGCUUCUCCUGGUCCUACAUCCUGGGCUGGAUCGCGGUCAUCCUCACCAUCUCUGCAGGAAUCUUCCACAUUUGUGCCGUGCCCCGGAACACGUCCCCCGAGACCUCCAAUGUGGCCAGUGGCUGA
Messenger RNA from Anolis sagrei ordinatus, 519 nucleotides. Its product is annotated as lens fiber membrane intrinsic protein-like. The record is from RefSeq and is a predicted model, not a curated record. Gene Ontology annotation, molecular function: structural constituent of eye lens. NCBI's taxonomy places the organism in Eukaryota, Metazoa, Chordata, Lepidosauria, Squamata, Anolidae. Gene Ontology annotation, cellular component: plasma membrane.